AGAAUCACAAUAAUGAAAAAGAAAGAUUAUACCCCAAAUACAAUAAACAUAAUGCAUGUAAUGUGUAAUGUAAACUAUUUUAUUAUUUCCCAUAUUUUGAUAAUAUCCGGUGUUGGUUCGACCAGGGUUAUUUUUUGGAAGCGCGGCCGAAGGCCGCCUCUGCAGAAAGUAGUUCUACGCGGAAGAACUUGUUAUUCCACCUCUUUGAUAGCUCCCGGUGUUGGCUUGACCAGGGUUAUUUUUUUGAAGCGCGGCCGAAGGCCGCCUCUGCAGAAUGUAGUUCUACGCGGAAUAACUUGUUAUUCCACCUCUUUGAUAACUGCCGGUAUUGGCUCGACCAGGGUUAUUUUUUUGAAGCGCGGCCGAAGGCCGCCUCUGCAGAAAGUAGUUCUACGCGGAAGAACUUGUUAUUCCACCUCUUUGAUAGCUCCCGGUGUUGGCUUGACCAGGGUUAUUUUUUUGAAGCGCGGCCGAAGGCCGCCUCUGCAGAAUGUAGUUCUACGCGGAAUAACUUGUUAUUCCACCUCUUUGAUAACUGCCGGUAUUGGCUCGACCAGGGUUAUUUUUUUGAAGCGCGGCCGAAGGCCGCCUCUGCAGAAAGUAGUUCUACGCGGAAGAACUUGUUAUUCCACCUCUUUGAUAACUCUCGGUGUUGGCUCGACCAGGGUUAUUUUUUUGAAGCGCGGCCGAAGGCCGCCUCUGCAGAAAGUAGUUCUACGCGGAAGAACUUGUUAUUCCACCUCUUUGAUCAUCCCCGGUGUUGGCUCGACCAGGGUUAUUUUUUUGAAGAAAAGUAGUUUUAACCAAAAAAGUAUUAUUGUCAUAAAGGGUAUAUCUCUCUCUCUUUAUUAAUUCAUUUUCUUUAACGGAAAAUGGUUACAGUUACUUUGAAAAAAAAAAUACCGUUUCUUUUUUUCGGUUGUGCUAAUAAUUUCGUAUUUGGUAAUUCAAAGUGAACUAUUGAAAGUGAAAGCAAGUGAUUGUGAUUUAUUUAUUAAAAUUUGUUUUCUAUUAAUUUUUGGAAAAAAUGAACGCAAAUUCAACAGGUAUUUUGUUAUAGAUUUAAAAUUAUUAAAAUUAUUAAAGAAUUUUCUAUAGAUUUCGAAGAGCAAUCCACCAGCCGAGGUGUUAGGAGGACUAACGUACUCACUGCGGCUGAAAUUCGAAAUAUGUGGAAUAUCGGCAAGAUUAUUGAAACAUUUAAUACAAAAGAAAAAUGUAUUUCUUUUGCCGAAAGCGAGGGAUUAAUUCCCACAAGGAAAUUGUGCCGGACACAUAAGCAGCCAAUGGUGGUGUCAAACGCCGGCGAUACCGCAGUAGGCACAUUCCGGUGCCGGAAAGGAGCGUGUCGCAACCGUUCUGCCAUUUCCAGGGCUAAAGGCACCUGGUUUGACAAUGCCAAAAUCCCGCUACCACAAAUUUUUUAUUUAAUGUAUGCGUAUGCAUCACAUUGGUCGCAUGAAGAGGUGCGAAAAAAUAGCUUCACCAGGGAGCCAGUUUUAUCCAGCGCUACCAUUUGCGAUUGGUUCAAUUACUGUCGUGAGGCGGUAGUUAUACACCAAAUAGACCAGCAGGUAGCGGUGGGUAAAAUUGGCGGCCCUGGUAAAGUUGUACAGAUUGACGAGAGUAAAUUUGGAAAAAGAAAAUAUAACAAAGGUAGAAGAGUAGAAGGCCACUGGGUGUUGGGUAUGGUGGAAGAUGGAAGUGACGAUCUCCGUCUGGAAGUUUGUCCGGAGAAUGUCCGAUCCGCGGAGGUGCUCAUACCGUUAAUACGGAAACAUCUGGCCCAGGGUACAACAAUACACACAGAUUGUUGGAAGGCGUACGACUGCCUAUCUGGUCACGGGUAUGAGCACCGACGCGUUAACCACAGUGACCCGGACAAUCCUUUUGUGGCAAAGGAUGGAACCCACACCCAAAGGAUAGAAUCCCAGUGGCGCGUAAUAAAGAAAUUUUUUGUGCGGGACAAUUACAACAACCCCGAAAACUUUACCGAUUUUAUUAUGGAGUAUACAUGGAGGAAAAAUAUUGCGAACAACCAUGAUGAUCCAUUUUUAAAGUUGCUUGAAAUAAUAAAAUACACUUAUAAAUUUUGAAACCUUGGUAUUUUUUUGUAGUUAGAAUGUUUACUUAAUAACUAUUUAUUGGGUAUUUGUUUUCUUCAUUUUGGGAAUUUUAUUCAUUUUGAUUAUUUUUAAUCGAUGCAUGUGGCAACACUUAUGUUCUGUCAUCUUGCAACCGUUUUGUUAUUUUACAAAUAAACAGAAUUCUGCAUAAAAUUAAAUGUUUAUUUACAGCAAAUUUUGAUAUAAUUUGUUAAAAAUAAAUAUGUAGAAACAAAUUAAUGAAGUGUAAAUAUAUUUAAAGUGCAAAAUAUAUGUGAACAAUUCAAUAUACAGUGAGAAAUAACGUGUUGAAAAUUGUUAAUUUUAAAUCUUAAAUUGCAAAUAACUCAGAAACUAUAAGUUUGCGGCGGCAAUAAUUAUAUAUACUCGUGAUCUGGAGAUCCCCCUCUAUCCGCCCAUUUCUAUUUUAACCCCGAAAUCGUGGGACGGUAUACUAAAGUUUUCCCAUGGCGAAAACCAAAAACACAUAAAGUGUCAUAACUAAGCCAUAAAUAAAGUUAUAAUAGUAAAAUUUGGAACAAAGGAUCGCACCAGGAAGGGGCAUAUUUGGAUGUAUUUUUUUUUGGGGAAGUGGGCGUGGUCCCGCCCCAAAUCGGUUAUUUAUAUAUAUCUCGCAAACCAAUGAAGCUAUAUAAACCCAACUUUCUGCAGUCGUUUUUUUCGGAAAUCGGAUAAUAACCACGCCCACCUCCCAUACAAAGGUUAGGUUGAAAAUUACUAAAAGUGGGUUAACUCACUAACGAAAAACGUCAGAAAUACUAAAUUUCACAUAAGAAAUGGCAGAUGGAAGCUGCACUGAGAUUUUUUUACAAAAUUGAAAAUGGGCGUGGCGUCGCCCACUUAUGGGUCAAAAACCAUAUCCCAGGAACUACUCGUCGGAUUUCAAUGAAACUUGGUUUGUAAUAGUUUCCUUACCUCCCAAUAAUAUGUUGUGAAAAUUGGCCAAAUCGCUUCACAACCACGCCUACUUCCUAUAUACCCGAACUCAGAAGAUGAUCUGAAUCGUUUACUUUACAAUAUAUAAAGUAAGCACUAGUGAAGAUAUCGGUGCAAAACUUUGCACAAAUACUGUAUUUAUAGUGUGGCAGCCCAUUUCUAAAAAUCGCCGAAAUCGGACCAUAGGUUUUCAAGGCCCCAUAUAUCGAACAUGAUGACCUCGGCGCUUCUAACCUAAUACAAGGCUUUCCAACUUUCAAUGGACUUUAUACAAUAUAUAUGACGAAUAUGUAGGUCAAAUUGUGUAUUAUAUAAUAUUAAUUAAGUUAAAUAAAUAAAUUGCGAGAGUAUAAAAUGUUCGGUUACACCGGAACUUAGCCCUUCCUUACUUGUUUUGACAUAUGUAUGUACAUAAUUCUCUAUCCAGCUUGUUUAGUUCAAAGUGUAAAAGAUAAUCGUUUUGGACAAAACUAUUAUACUCUUUGCAACAUGUUGCAGAUUAUUAUUAUUAUAGAAAACAUGCCCUCUGAAUUUUAUAAGAUAUUUCGGAGAUCAAACGAUAUUUACACGAUGUACCUCAAAUGCAAUAAGCUUGUUUAUAUAGAUUUAUACCGGUAUUCAGAUUCUCACGAUGACUUUAAUUUCCACAACAGUGAAUUAGUGACUCUGUUAGUCAGGAUGUAUUAUUUUAGUAUUCAACCAGAUACAUAGCCUUAUUCUCAUGCCCUCACAAAAGCUCCUGUUGUGAGGUUUUUCAUUUUUGUGCGGGUUACCUUAUUCUGGCGCAAAUUCAAAAGCUCAAAUGCUCUCAAUUUCCUCAAUCAUCUGAAACGUGUGAUACCUAAACAGCCGUGUUUGUUUUGCUUCUUAUAAAUUUUUGAAAACAAAUUUGUUCUUUGCUUGUGUGGCUAUUGUUGAGGACCAGGAGAUAUGCGAGAUAAAAACGUACCAUUCAAGACCCAUCAUUUAUCAAUACAUUUCGAUUUUCAAAAUCAUGAUGUAAAGUUUUAAUAGAUGAACUAGUGACACAUGAUGUGCAGAAGUCGAAUGUUGCUUUUACCUGGGACCUAUUUGGUGGGCGGGGUCACGCCCACUUUUCCAAAAAAAUUACAUCCAAAUGUGACCCUCCCUAAUGGGAUCCUAUGCUCCAAACUUCAUUUUCAUAACUUUAUUUAUGGCUUAGUUAUGACACUGUAUAGGUUUUCGGUUUCCGCCAUUUUGUGGGCAGUGGACCGAUUUCGCCCAUUUAUGGGUCAAAAAUCAUAUCUCAGAAACUACUUAACCAAUUUCAACGAAAUUUAGUUCCUACCAAAUUCCUUGGCAUCCCAAUGCUAUAGUUUGAAAAUGGGUGAAAAUCGUUGAGGUCCAUCCGAUUCGUUCAACUUACAAUACAUAAAUUAACACCAGUUAUAUAUCGGAACACAACUUUUUACAAAUACUGCAUUUCGUAUAAAAAUAGCUAGAAUUUUUCAGAUAUCGAACAUGAGAACCUGAAAGCUUGUGGCUAACUUUUUAAUGAAAUUAUCAGUAAAGUUCGGUUACACCCGAAAUUUGCACUUUCCAUAUUCCACCCGUGUCAUCAGGGUGUAUAGAAAGUGCUAUAUACCGAAUUUCAUUGAAAUCGGUCGAAUAGUUCUUGAGAUAUGGGUUUUGACCCAUAAGUGGGCGACGCCACGCCCAUUUUCCAUUUUGUAAAAAAAUCUCAGUGCAGCUUCCUUCUGCAUUUCUUAUGUAAAAUUUGGUGUUUCUGACGUUUUUCGUUAGGGAGUUA
This is a messenger RNA of Zeugodacus cucurbitae (melon fly), 4833 nucleotides long. RefSeq lists its product as uncharacterized. The transcript is spliced from 2 exons. The record is from RefSeq and is a predicted model, not a curated record. NCBI's taxonomy places the organism in Eukaryota, Metazoa, Arthropoda, Insecta, Diptera, Tephritidae. The coding region runs from base 1170 to 2096 and encodes 308 amino acids.